CAGCGAAACGCAUGGCUUCCGCGCUCACGUACGAGCCUGUGGCAAGAUGUUCGACCACCAAGGCCCGCGCCGCUACGCUUCACCUUCCUCAUGGCCCUGUCCCGCUUCCGAUAUUCAUGCCCGUGGCCACGCAGGCCUCGCUAAAGGGUCUUUCACCUGAACAGCUGGCGGAGACGAGCUGCCGGCUGUGCCUGAAUAACACAUAUCACUUAGGAUUGAAGCCGGGACAGGCGACACUGGAUGCGAUAGGCGGCGCACACAAACUGCAGUCAUGGCCGCAUAACAUCUUGACAGAUAGUGGCGGGUUCCAGAUGGUCUCGCUGCUCAAGCUCGCCAAGGUCACGGAAGAAGGCGUAAGAUUCCUGAGUCCGCAUGAUGGGACGCCUAUGCUGCUCACGCCCGAACACUCGAUUUCUUUGCAGAACAGCAUUGGCUCGGACAUCAUUAUGCAACUAGACGAUGUCAUCGCGACAACCUCUCCAGACCACGCACGCAUCAAGGAAGCCAUGCACCGUUCAAUACGAUGGCUGGACCGCUGCAUAGAGGCGCACAAAUACCCCGAGAGGCAGAACCUGUUCUGCAUUAUCCAGGGCGGUCUCGACCUCGACCUCCGCCGGCAAUGCUGCGAGGAGAUGGUGGCUAGAGAUACGCCUGGAAUUGCCAUUGGUGGACUCUCGGGAGGAGAAGAGAAGGAGUCGUACUGCCAAGUCGUGAAGACAUGCACAGAGCUCCUCCCCGACAACAAGCCGCGCUAUGUUAUGGGCGUCGGAUACCCCGAGGAUCUAGUGGUAUCGGUUGCGUUGGGCGCUGACAUGUUCGACUGCGUAUGGCCCACGAGGACCGCCCGGUUCGGCAACGCCAUCACCUCCAAGGGCGUCCUGACCCUGCGGCACGCAUCGUUCGCGGCAGACUUUACGCCGAUUGAGGAGGGCUGCACGUGCAUGUGCUGCAGGUCCGAAGCUGACGGCGGCCUUGGUAUCACAAAGGCGUACAUCUACCACGUCACGGCCAAGGAGACUGCGGGGGCGCAUCUGCUCACGAUGCACAACGUGCACUACCAACUGUCUCUGAUGAGAUCGGUGCGGGAGGCGAUCAUUGAGGACCGGUACCCGGCCUUCCUCAAUGCCUUCUUCAACAAGCUGUAUCCAAACAAGGACUUUCCAGCUUGGGUCGUCGGGGCGCUCGGCGGGGUGGGGGUGAGACUAGAAUAGCGGUCGAAUCAAGACGAAACAUUGUACAAUAACCCCUGUCAGCCUUAAAUACCCAGAUCCUUGUCGGGACGCACGGGCCUCGCGCGAGCUUGGGGUUGUGAUUCCCCUCGGUCGGUCUUGGACACAGCGAAACAACCAGGAGAGACUCAGCUGCUCACCAACAUGGCCCUUUGACCGCGCACCCCACGAUCCGUUCCCCCCUGAAACCUGUCGCUCUUUUACAAACAAUGCAGAAUGAUCCAGCUCCCUCCGACCCCGCGCCCGCGGAACAUGCCUCGCAGGCCUUAAAUCCCGACAACUCCCCUCGUCUUUCCAAAUCCAUGAAGCGCCUCUCGAUCAACACGGCCGCAAACCCUCCCCGCCCUGAUUCCCCGAGCAUGAGCUCUCCUCGUCGCGCUCCGGGCCAGCGCG
This is a messenger RNA of Aplosporella prunicola CBS 121167, 1622 nucleotides long. RefSeq lists its product as uncharacterized. Gene Ontology annotation, molecular function: tRNA-guanosine(34) queuine transglycosylase activity. Gene Ontology annotation, cellular component: cytosol. The record is from RefSeq and is a predicted model, not a curated record. NCBI's taxonomy places the organism in Eukaryota, Fungi, Ascomycota, Dothideomycetes, Botryosphaeriales, Aplosporellaceae. Bases 12 to 1211 code for a protein of 399 amino acids. The transcript is spliced from 7 exons.